Messenger RNA from Salvelinus namaycush (lake trout), 1368 nucleotides. Its product is annotated as transforming protein RhoA-like. Bases 174 to 755 code for a protein of 193 amino acids. NCBI's taxonomy places the organism in Eukaryota, Metazoa, Chordata, Actinopteri, Salmoniformes, Salmonidae. Gene Ontology annotation, cellular component: dendritic spine; cleavage furrow. Gene Ontology annotation, molecular function: GTP binding; GTPase activity. Gene Ontology annotation, biological process: small GTPase-mediated signal transduction; cell migration; stress fiber assembly. The transcript is spliced from 5 exons. The record is from RefSeq and is a predicted model, not a curated record.
UUGCCACUCGUCCUACGCAGUCCGAGUCAAGCACCUCCUCCUCGCGGUCUGUUUCAGAGCGCCCCCUCAAACACAGUUGGGAGCUACUAGCCUAACACAAGCUAACUAGUCAAGCGUGAGACCGAGACAUUAUCAAGAAAACAACAAACUAGCUAGCUACCUAUUGGCCAGUCAUGGCAGCCAUCCGAAAGAAACUGGUCAUAGUGGGAGACGGAGCGUGCGGGAAGACCUGUCUGCUCAUCGUAUUCAGUAAAGACCAGUUCCCCGAGGUCUACGUGCCCACUGUCUUCGAGAACUACGUCGCUGACAUUGAGGUCGACAGCAAACAGGUUGAGUUGGCACUAUGGGAUACAGCAGGCCAGGAGGACUAUGAUAGGCUCCGUCCCCUCUCUUACCCAGAUACUGAUGUCAUCCUCAUGUGCUUCUCCAUUGAUAGCCCCGACAGUUUGGAAAACAUCCCGGAGAAGUGGACUCCAGAAGUCAAACACUUCUGCCCUAACGUUCCCAUUAUCCUAGUGGGCAACAAAAAGGACCUGCGUAACGACGAGCACACCCGCAGAGAGCUAGCCAAGAUGAAGCAGGAGCCUGUGAAGCCAGAGGAGGGGCGUGACAUGGCGAACCGGAUCAGUGCCUUCGGCUACAUGGAGUGCUCCGCAAAGAGCAAGGAUGGGGUGAGGGAAGUGUUUGAGAUGGCCACGAGGGCGGCGCUACAGGCCCGGCGGGGGAAGCAGAGACAUAAAUGCCUCCUACUGUAAAAGGAGGGAAGGCGUGAGGAACACGGCCUCCCACUGGGUACAAGGGGAACGAUAGAAGAUAAGAAAUUAGGUCUAUUCCCCCCUUUGCUCCAAAAAAGACUGUGCUCACCAGUUUUUACUAAAGGUGUAAUGCUUUUAAUUUUCUGUCUUAAAGCAAAACAAGUUAAAUAGUCAUGGUUUUGUCAGUAUUCAAUGUUGAUGAUGGGGUUAUGGAAAUGCUUUUUUGUACUUGUACAUGAGUGAAUCUGCCAUAUCAACAUUUCCCUUCUGAACCUGUACGGCCAUGUAACUGAUGUAGUCAGCCAGAGGUGUAAUCAUUAGUCCAAAACGUUUUGCAACGGAAACUUAAUUUCUAAUGGACAAAUUCAGGUAGGUCCCUCCCCGUUUUUGAUCGGUUUUUGUUCUUCGUGAAUACACCACAGGGGAUCUAUUGUUGUGUCAUACCUGCCAAUUAAGUGCUUGAGCCCUGCCCACUGAACUGAGGAACAUUACCACAGCCAAUCAGGGAGGGGUACCUAUACACUGUGACCCAUAGUCUUUAUGAUUCUUUUGUAAUUUUUGAUUUAUGCACAGGCAUAAAAUUGUUGAAAUAAAUGUGCUUCAUAUAAAACCC